Notothenia coriiceps (black rockcod) is the source of this 1274-nucleotide messenger RNA. RefSeq names its product serine/threonine-protein phosphatase PP1-beta catalytic subunit. Lineage: Eukaryota; Metazoa; Chordata; Actinopteri; Perciformes; Nototheniidae. The record is from RefSeq and is a predicted model, not a curated record. Gene Ontology annotation, biological process: circadian regulation of gene expression; regulation of circadian rhythm. The transcript is spliced from 8 exons. The coding region runs from base 57 to 1040 and encodes 327 amino acids. Gene Ontology annotation, cellular component: nucleus; cytoplasm. Gene Ontology annotation, molecular function: protein serine/threonine phosphatase activity.
UGCCCUGCCCCUCUGCCUGCUCCACACUGCGGCGGGCAGAGCUGUUAGCUACAGAAAUGGCGGAGGGGGAGUUGGACGUCGACUCGCUGAUUUCCAGGCUCUUGGAGGUGCGAGGAUGUCGUCCGGGGAAGAUCGUCCAGAUGUCAGAGGCCGAGGUGCGCGGCUUGUGCAUCAAGUCUCGGGAGAUCUUCCUCAGUCAGCCCAUCCUGCUGGAGCUGGAGGCUCCGCUCAAAAUCUGUGGUGAUAUCCACGGACAGUACACAGACCUGCUCCGGCUCUUUGAGUACGGCGGCUUCCCUCCAGAGGCCAACUACCUGUUCCUGGGAGACUACGUGGACAGAGGGAAGCAGUCUCUGGAGACCAUCUGCCUGCUGCUCGCCUACAAGAUCAAAUACCCCGAGAACUUCUUCCUGCUCAGAGGCAACCACGAGUGCGCCUCCAUCAACCGCAUCUACGGAUUCUACGACGAGUGUAAACGCAGAUUCAACAUCAAGCUGUGGAAGACGUUCACUGACUGCUUCAACUGCCUGCCCAUCGCCGCCAUCGUGGACGAGAAGAUCUUCUGCUGUCACGGAGGUCUCUCUCCAGACCUGCAGUCCAUGGAGCAGAUCAGACGCAUCAUGAGACCCACAGACGUGCCCGACACAGGCCUCCUGUGUGAUCUGCUGUGGUCGGACCCCGAUAAGGACGUCCAGGGCUGGGGGGAAAACGACCGCGGCGUCUCCUUCACGUUCGGAGCUGAUGUGGUCAGCAAGUUCCUGAACCGCCACGACCUGGACCUCAUCUGCAGAGCCCACCAGGUGGUAGAAGACGGUUAUGAGUUCUUCGCCAAGCGGCAGCUGGUGACUCUGUUCUCGGCUCCCAACUACUGCGGAGAGUUCGACAACGCCGGCGGCAUGAUGAGCGUGGACGAAACCCUGAUGUGCUCCUUCCAGAUCCUAAAGCCAUCUGAGAAGAAAGCCAAGUACCAGUAUGGAGGGAUGAACUCGGGUCGGCCCAUCACUCCUCCUCGCACAGCCCAACCUCCAAAGAAACGAUGAAGAAGAGAGAGACAUGAAUGUCAAAGAUUGUCUCCUGUUGGCUUUCCACAACACAAAAGAAGUCAAAGCAACACUUGGCAGAGGGAAACCGAACACAACUAUUUCAAAAGACACCCCAACCUGUCUUUCAUCUUCAUUUCUUCCUGACCUCCCCCCGAGCUGCUGUCACUCUCUUCUUCUUCAAAGCUUUUUAUUCUCAUCUGCGUAACAUUUUUUUAAAACAAGUGUUUAAAA